Geodia barretti is the source of this 891-nucleotide messenger RNA. The record is from the annotation of a GenBank genome assembly. NCBI's taxonomy places the organism in Eukaryota, Metazoa, Porifera, Demospongiae, Tetractinellida, Geodiidae.
AUGGAUGAGUUGAGCUUGAUCGCGCAAGGAACCGUAACGAUGCCCGAACACCGUAUGCUUGCUCUGCUGGCCCACCCCGACGACGAGGCGUUUCCCAUGGGAGGCGCCAUCGCCAUGCACACCGCCCGCGGCGUAACCACCCGGCUGAUCACCGCCACCUCCGGAGAGUUGGGAGAGAUACGGCAGCCGGGCUCGGCCACCCGCGAAACCAUCGGGGAAGUACGCCGCGCCGAGCUUGAAAAGGCCAUAGUCGAGCUGGGUAUCGAAUCCCACGCCGUCCUCGGAUACCGGGAUUCGGGCAUGGCUGGCUGGGAUGACAACCACCAUCCCAAAGCGUUCAUGCAGGCCGACGAACACGAGGUUGUUGCCCGGUUGGUAUUUGAAAUCCGACGGUUCCGGCCCCAGGUAAUACUGACCUUCGAACCCGGCGGUCUCUACGGCCAUCCGGAUCAUAUUGCCAUCUGUAACCACGCCACCGAGGCAUUCCGCCUGGCAGCCGACACGUCGGCGUUCCCGCAUCACAUGGCAAUCGGAAUACAACCGCACCAAACCGACCGGCUGUUUUAUAGCGGACGUCCGAAGGGAUUCAGAGUUCACAUGGCCGAAACGCUGCGGGCCGCGGGAGUGGACUUCCCGAUGCCGCCCCCUGACCGCGUCGACGACGGCUGUGAUCCAAACGACAUCCACGUAACUAUGGAUGUCUCAGACGGUUUGGACGCCAAGAUGGCGUGCAUCAAGCGGCACUUCACCCAGUUGCAACCCGACUGGCCUUACGAGCACGUUCCGCGAGACGUGGCCGCCGCCGCCAUCGGCAUCGAGCACUUCAUUCGCGCCUGGCCCCCCGUCGAACCCGGCGAAUCGGUUCCCGCCGAUUUCUUCGCCGGUCUAUAA